GGAAGAUGGCGUCCUCUGACAAGUCUCAACCUGUCCAUUCUCCGUCCAAAAUGAGCUUGGAAAGUGUGGGAAACAUGGAUAUGACGAAGGCUGGGCGGGGUAUCUGGCUGGUAAAGGUUCCCAAGUAUUUGGGUGAUAAAUGGAAAGAAUGCGCAGAUUCUGAAGUUGGAACGGCAUAUCUUACCAAAGUUCCUGGCAAACUUGCAAAAGUAACAUUUGUGCCAAAUGAACAUACUUUAGGGAAUUGCAAAUCCGCUUUGGAGUACGUGUUUGCCCAACGUGAUAAUGAAAAUUUGACGCUUGGUGUUUUCUCUGAAUAUAUUUGUGUGUUGUCAGCGAGUCCAGACUAUAUACAGUUGAAGAAAGAUCUUACAGUUAAAGAUGGCCAGGAUCGUCUCAAAACAAAGACCAUAGACAGCCCUGCUAACACCAGUAUGUCAAGGGCACACAAACGUAAUCACUGUAAUAAAAAAUACAGGUGGCGGCGUAAUGAAAAUGAGAUAAUGGAUAUGAUAUGGGGAGCAUUUGAGAAGCACCAGUAUUACAGAGUUAAGGACCUUGAGCAGAUAACCAAACAGCCAUCUAGAUAUUUACAAAAAAUCCUUAAGAAGAUAGGCAUUUAUAAUAUUGAGGGACCAUUCAAGAGAAUGUGGCAGCUGAAACCUGAGUACUGCUGUUACUAGUGAAGUAAAGCCUGUAUAUAAAGCAUUGACACGAGGACUCAUUCUGUAAUUUACUGUAAUUUUGUUUUUACGAGAAUGA
Procambarus clarkii (red swamp crayfish) is the source of this 762-nucleotide messenger RNA. The record is from RefSeq and is a predicted model, not a curated record. NCBI's taxonomy places the organism in Eukaryota, Metazoa, Arthropoda, Malacostraca, Decapoda, Cambaridae.